ACUUUUUUUUGGGAAUUUUCCAGAGAUGCCCCACGUUAUCGUUAUCGCGCUUGGCGCGUUUAGUGGCGCCAAUGCAGCCGACGGCUUGCACCGGCCGAGCCCCACCCUGUCUCCGGAAGUUGGCGAUUCGACCAAACCAUUCUCAAGAUACUCCCUUCAACAGCAGCAGAAACAGGCAAUCGCAAAGCAUGAAUUAAACACCCGAGAUAUCUGCCGCUCGAAAAGAAAUGCUCCAACCAAGGCUGGUUCGCUUCAACAGCGCCAUCUCUCGAAGCAGCCAGUUCGGCCUUCAGCUCCGAGCUCUCUCCAGCUCAACUGUUGCCAGGUCUGAUCGGCCUCGGUCAACCUUAUCGACAAUAUGGCUCCCUACUGGUGGUAUAACUGCUGGCGAGGAUGAGUCCGGCCAUGAGAAACUCAUCCGAGCCGGGUUCCUGCGCCAAGCCCACUCCGGAAUUUUCCAAUUGCUUCCCCUAGGUCUUCGAGUGCAGGAUAAGAUUGAGAAACUCAUCGAUAAGCACAUGCAGUCAGUUGGCGCAUCUCGGCUCUCCCUCUCUACCAUCUCAUCCGAGGAUUUAUGGCGGAAGAGUGGACGACUAGACCUGGUGGCGUCAGAACUUUUCCGUGUUGCUGAUCGCAAGGAGAACCGCCUCAUUCUCUCUCCCACACACGAGGAAGAAAUCACUACCCUUGUGGCCGGGACGCUGAAGUCAUAUAAAGACCUCCCUAUCAGGCUUUACCAGAUCACGCGCAAAUAUAGAGAUGAACGGCGCCCUCGCCAUGGCCUAUUGCGUUCCCGAGAAUUUCUCAUGAAGGAUCUUUACACAUUUGACCUAACUGUUAGCUCCGCCAUUGAGACGUACCGAGAGGUGUCCGCAGCAUACCGUGCAUUUUUUACCGAAUUGAAGUUACCAUUCCUAGUUGCCGAGGCCAGCUCGGGAGACAUGGGAGGUGACCUUAGCCACGAGUAUCACCUGCCCAGCGCUGUUGGCGAAGAUAUCGUCGUUAACUGUGGCUCCUGCGGGUAUGCUGCCAAUGACGAGGUUGCCACCGCGCGAACACCAUCGACGUCAAAGGACACAAUCACACCAGCGUCUCAAAUCCGCGUGUGGCGUGGUAUCUCUCAGGACAGAAACACCCUUAUCAAUGCUUGGUAUCCCGAAGCUGAUGUUGCGCAAUCUGAUUCUGGCCCUAAUCUCCAUGCAAUCAAGUCUGCUGUUCCAGCGCUAGAUACAAGCAUAGACACCCCUUUGCCCUUCUGGAGAGAUGCUCUUUCGGGAGGAAAGGCGAGGGUUAUCAAUGUAAUCGAUACUCGGAUAGCUCCCACCUUCGAAAACCUGCGGGAAAGGCUACCCUUACUGCCAGAGGGCUUGGAAUCUCCCGAUGUUCACCACUCUUUCCUGGGUAAUGCGGGAGAAGACAAGGGCUUGAACUUAGUGCGUCUUGCGGAUGGCGAUGGAUGCCCCAGGUGUGAGGAAGGGACUCUCAAGAUCCAUCGAGCUCUGGAGGUUGGCCACACAUUCCACCUGGGAACUCGAUAUUCAGUUCCCCUCGAGGCAUGCGUGACGAUCCCUACCCAACUGCCAGAAACCAUUAGUGAAGGACUGGUACCAGGAAGCCGCACCCCGGUGCAGAUGGGAUGUCACGGAGUGGGUGUUUCCCGAAUUUUCGGUGCCGUGGCAGAAGUACUCGGCAAUGAGACAGGCCUGAAUUGGCCACGAGCUAUCGCUCCCUUCGAGAUCGCCAUCAUCUCAACUCCGGGAACCGAACAGGACUCUCUGGACCUAUAUGACAACCUUGCAGGCCGCAACGGCUCGGAACCUAGCUUUGACGUUAUUCUCGACGAUCGCAAGCAUUCUUUUGUGUGGAAGAUGCAGGACGCUGAGAUGGUUGGGUACCCCGUUGUGGUGAUCAUGGGCAAGUCAUGGAAGAACGACGGCACUUGUGAGGUUCGGUGCAGGAGACUCUCGGUCAAGGAGAAUGUGUCUGUUGAAGCGCUUCCCGGGUUUGUGUCUGGCUUAUUGGACCAGCUGUAGUGAAAACACAGCACUGUAUUCUAUUAUACUUGGCCCGACACCUUGUAAUUUAUGUACCAAAAAACAAAUACAACAAUCGUCGCUUUUAGAAAAAA
Molecule: messenger RNA, 2128 nt
Organism: Ilyonectria robusta
Lineage: Eukaryota; Fungi; Ascomycota; Sordariomycetes; Hypocreales; Nectriaceae
Exons: 6
Coding region: 228-2033 (601 amino acids)
Biological process (GO): prolyl-tRNA aminoacylation
Cellular component (GO): cytoplasm; mitochondrion
Molecular function (GO): ATP binding; proline-tRNA ligase activity
Source: RefSeq, a predicted model, not a curated record